CACAUAAUUCAAAUCAAUCCAAACAUAUUUUUAACGGAGACGCACUUUCGCCAAAUUCCCGCUUCUCCGCGAUCACCCGAACAUUCUUCGAAUGAUUUAUACAGAAAUAGAAUGAGUAAUGUUGCGACUGCCGGUCAGUUUCCGGUGCCUAAUAAUCUUCACUCUGGAGGAGUUCCGAAGAAUAAAUUGAAGCGGAAAACUCCCUCGGAGUUGAGGGGGGAACUACUGAAGAAAAAGAAUUUACUGGAUGGCUCAGAUGAUUCCGGAACUUCUACUGGUUCCAUGAGAAAUGCUGAUGGAGCAGUUUCUGAGAGCAACAACUCUGAUCCAUUAAAAGCGGUGCAAUUGAGAACGUUGGAUGAACACUUUCCUGUCACUAAAUCGAGUAGGCUUUUUUGCAGAAAGGAAAUUCUCAAGGAAAAUAUUCCUAGCAAGUGUGUUGGCAGCAUGAAGAAUUCAAGUCUCAGUUCAGAUUCAAAAGAUAAACAUGAAGUGCAGAACUCAUGUUUGGAGGGCACUGUUGCUUCAGAAGAUGGCAAUGACACUUCAAGACAAAUUAACAACUCAUCUGACAAAUGUAUUACUAAUACUUUUAAGAGUGUUCGAGAUUUAUCCUUUGGGGGUGGAAUGAUAUACAACUCCACAUUAGUAGACAUGGGUAGAGCUCUAAAAGGACUUGUUUCAUGUGAACCUCAUGCGGCUUCUGCUCCACUUGCUCGGCCUAUGCAUAGAUCAGGGAAUAUGGUGCAUCAACGCCUUUCAGAAAUCCAUAUACCUGGGCAGAAAAGUCCCCUCGAUUUGACACUAAAAACUAGUAUGCGUGUGCUGUCAUCAUCAUCUGUUAAUUGGUUUCAUAGGUUAAGUAAUUGUGCCACUUUAUAUGUCAUGGGUCUAUUUUCACAUGAGCAUUUCCAAGGCCAAAAUAUGACCUCGGCACACCCUACCUGCACCAGCCAAAUCGCAAGGUUUGGGGUAUUUCAUUCUUGGGUGCACCCCCAAUCCAGUCUACCCCAUGUAGUUAUAUCAGCAUUGACAUCUGCAGUAGGAGGGCAAUCGGACUUCCUAAGUAAACGGCAGCAGGGAUGGGAGGAUUCAUUUCGAAGUCUCUACUACAUGUUACGGAAGAAAUUGUGUAAAAUAUUUUAUGUGUGCACAGUGCACUUUGUAGCUAUGUUUACCAUAUCUGAUGGCCCAAACAAAACUAAGCAUCCUUGCUAUGCCUAUGUGUCACAAUCAACGAGAAGUCUGAGGUCACUUCUGAAAGAACAUGAUGCUUCAUUUUCUAUGCCUCUUUGCCACUCUAAAGUGGAGGAAGUCACUGCAGAAGACCUAGUUGCACUUUCUGAAAUUGAAAGAAACAACCUUGGAAAGACGCGAGCUAUGGAGUCCCUGAUUGGAGUUGAUAAUACUCCACAAUCUUUGUUAAUGUUUGCUGGGAGGAACGUCCAUGCUUUGUAUGAUUUUUUGUUAAAUUAUAGAUCCCUUUACACCCCUUUGAGUGGUACUGAUGUACCUGUUCUAUAUUGCCCAGUUCUUUUUGAAAAUGCUGCACUGUGUGCUCCUGAGGUCAGAUGCAAACAGGUUAGAAGGGUUGAGAUGAGAAGUUCAACUCCAGGCAUUAGCUAUAGUAUUGAAAUUAGGGAUGCAUAUAUUCCGCCUUGGGUAAUUUCUGGAGUUUGCGAUACUUUGCGCUCAAAUGGGGGUGACUUUCAAGCCAGUUUCGUGACGGAGUCCACAUCUAUUGGCUUGAACGUUGGUCUAGACACAGUGACUAACCAGCCUCCCCAGCAAGCCGAGGCAGGUAUACAAAUGGGUGAGAACGGAUUUUCUUUUGGUAUUCCGAACACCUCUCUUUCCCUUCGAAGACAUUCUGCCUUUUUAAAAGGACUGAAGUAUGGUGAUACUUCUUACACAGCCUUCCUAUCACCGAUUGAUUAAGGUUUAGUAUACAAGCUCUUUCAUAUCUGAGUCUGGAACUGCUUGUUUGUAGGUUCUGGUCAAUCACAUUUUGUUUUCGAUGCAUCAAUAGAGACAUUUCAGUUUCUCA
This is a messenger RNA of Salvia splendens (bonfire salvia), 2047 nucleotides long. RefSeq names its product protein downstream neighbor of Son. Bases 112 to 1938 code for a protein of 608 amino acids. Gene Ontology annotation, biological process: nuclear DNA replication. The transcript has 15 exons. Lineage: Eukaryota; Viridiplantae; Streptophyta; Magnoliopsida; Lamiales; Lamiaceae. The record is from RefSeq and is a predicted model, not a curated record. Gene Ontology annotation, cellular component: nucleus.